Acanthoscelides obtectus is the source of this 3419-nucleotide messenger RNA. The record is from the annotation of a GenBank genome assembly. NCBI's taxonomy places the organism in Eukaryota, Metazoa, Arthropoda, Insecta, Coleoptera, Chrysomelidae.
UCAGGGUAACGGCAUGCACAUCGGACUAUGGCACCGCGAUGUCCCAGUUUCACACGAUACUUCAUCGCACUGACAGGAAUCUUGGCCAUCACCUACCAGUCCUCAUAUGCCGAUGACGUCAUUCAUGAUGACGUAGUGGUAGAUAACGAACUUAAGAAUUAUGUGGACCAAGUGCUUAGUGUGGACGAGUUUCCAAUAGUGCCAGGGAUCAGAGUCCAAAAACUAGCUAAUGGCAAUGACACGGUGGAGGUGCAAUAUGAUGGGAGUAAAGUUGAGGGCAGGGGAAGUGAGAGUGUUGAGGAAUAUGUGGAUGAGAAGUUGGAUGACUACGCCAAGUCGCAUUCAGUGGUGGUGGACUUCAAGGAGACGGGGAGGGUGUUCUUUCCCUCAGGAUUUGGUAUGGGGUUCCUGGCCUUCGCGUUGAAGAAGCUCCUGUUACCAGUCUUCAUCGGGGCGCAGCUAGUCAAGAGCAUUCUAAUCGCCAUGUUCCUGCCUUCCAUCCUGGGCGGAUUGGGAAAGAUUGUAGGAAAAGGUCUUUCCACAUUCUCUGGACUAUCUGGUGCAUCGACUGGAAUAAACCAUGCUACUCCAGAGCCUAUGGAGGAUUUUGAGUUCAAGGAUACUGAUCCUUAUACAAACGAGCCAGGGUUAGGGAACGACUUCCAUGAUGUUGAGGCUACGAAUCAGCUUGCUGCUUUGGACUCCAGUACUGCUACACCGUCAAAUAGCAGGCUUGGUUUCGCUCACCAACGUGUCUCUUACGUCCCAAAUCAGCUGAAUGACAACUAUUACUUACGGCGACCGAACAAGAAGACCGAUUAUAAGGUAUUCCACAAGAUUCCAUCAUCCUCAAUGCUGCUUACCAGCUACGAUCCCUUCUAUUCCCCACUGCUGUCCAGACUUGAUGCCGUCUUUCAGCAGUUAGGCCUAGGAGAUGAAAAGUCAAAGGAGGUUGAAAGAUGCAGAGAAAGACUGGUGUGUCUGAUGUAUGCCAAUCCAGCCAAGUACGCGCCUUAUAGUAACCUCGUUUCAGCUCAACUCAGCAGGGAACUAAACGAGCUGAGAAAACCUUCAUCUGACAACCCGGAUAUUCUGCGAUUCUUCCGAUACAUGAAAGCUGCCAAAGAUGGACAAGACGGUGGACAAUGCUCGGCAUAUGGUGGAUGUCCAUCGAUGUCUGAGAACAAACCCAGUCCUGCAAUGCUCACCACCUUCAAUGAUAUCAACAAGCUAGUCUUAGCUAGAAAGUUUAAAUAAGUCACUCAUUUAUGAAUCUUGGGAUAUAGAAUCGGGGAAUUAGAUAUGUCUUUAAGGUAGCGAUGGACAAAAACACUGAAACUUCCGUACAAUGAUCCGUUUUCUUCUGAUGUGGAAUGCUAUUAGCUAUCUUGGUUCUGAUUGGAAUCAGGUAGGUGAAUUCUUGAUCAGAGUAAAAUAGAUUUCUCCCUAGGGAAUGAUCCCAAAUUCUGAUACCUCUCGUAACGUUGUGUUCGUAGGUUCUUCAUAACGUUAGACGAUUCAUCAUAAAGGCAACUUUGUCUUUAGAGAUAAAACUAUGCACCUGGACAAGACUACUGCACUUUUUCUCCCGAGAAUUCACUUCAUUCUAAAUAAGUUGAAGGGGUCAAGUGUUUUUGUUUUUUUUUGACUAUUCAAUAUACUUUGAUACAUUCGUACAUAACUAUACCUUCAGACAGAAAAAUUAGAAUACAGAAACAUAAAUGAAACGCCACGAUUGCGAUAAGACAGUUCUUUAUAUUAUCAAAGUUUAUUCUGAUUUAUCGUUUGAGUGUUAGCGGUGUUUCGUUCCGAUGUCAACAUAGAUGUAGUCAUCAUGCAGUUUUCGAUGCGCCCAUCCCUACCAUGAAGUGCUAAUAGCUUGUAAACGACCAGAAAGGGACGCUCCUGGUUUUACACAGGUCUACAUACGCGUAGACUAACUUCUGUUGAUUCUUAUCUACAUUGGCCAUGUUCACUCCGUGACUAGCUAGCCAUAGCACCGUCUCUAACUGUGAUAAUUUGUCUAAAACUUACUACCAUGGACAUAUUGUUUCUAUGAUCGUGACUCCUAUAGUUUGCGCUUUGAACAUAACCUCAAAUCUCUUGGGUCUAUAUUGUUGGUAAUAAUCACGAUUUAUGACAAAUCUUGCCCAAAAAAAUGCAUGCGUCACAUAGGUAAAGGUAAAUAGAAAUAAUUCGAAGUAUUGUCGUCCGGUUGAAGAAGAUCACGUUUGUUAUAGAAACCCGACCAAAUUGAAGAACACAGGCAAACCAAUUUCAGGAAAACACUGAACUGCUUGCUACAGGAUAGUGCUUCUAUACCUAAAAUCAACCAAUUAAAGCGUAGGCGAUGGUCAUGACGCGAAAACGAUAACUUCCACUGUACUUGGAAGCUUUUGCAACAGCAGUUCAUUAAUUCAUCUUUUUAAAUUAUCCCACACUGUCAUGCUUGUUAUUAUUGAUUUGUUUAUCGUAUGUAUUUCCUCAUCUAACUACAUACAAAGAGAGAUAUUCAAGACCUCGAUGGAAAACCCAAGCUUCGUUUGAUUUUGAAAAUAAACAUUGUCGAGCAAAUAAUCUUUCCAUCAAAUGCAACAUCUUAACACUUUUAUAUAUUACCUAUUACCUAUAUUUCUUUUACAUUCUCACCAAAAUUCCAAUAGCAGGCAAGCAAGUUCUCGUUCAAGUUUUCCAGAGCUAACAAUACUCAGCUCAGCUUUAGUCCCUGCAUAUUUGAAAUUUACAGUGAUAAGAUCAUGAUGUAAUGCUUCUACUGUCUUCAAUUUUUUGCUUGAAGGUAUAGUUAUAUAGUUUCUCUCAAUUUCCUUGUUUUCACGCUGGUAAAUAGUAAUUUAAAUUAAAAUAACCAAAAACUAUUAUAUUGCCCUUAAAGAUCACAUUUGAUAUUCUUAUAAGUAAAUUAUAAAUUAGGUUUAAGCUACCAGCAACAACUUUUUCGCCGAAAAUAAGAGAGCACCAGCCCAUUUAAACUGCUAUGGUUUCACCGUGGUCACUAGCGCUGCUGUAUGCGCUUAGUCCUAGUAUAACGCACAGAACAUCAUAGUGUUAUGAUUAGCUCGUCAUGGGUUCAACAUGGCCCUUGUCACGUCCUAGCCACAAACGUAGAGAACUACGCCUUUCGUAUACGCUGUUCACUUAUAACGAGGUUGACUUCCACUGUUCUUUUAAAGUUCAGAUUUUACUAUAAACAUACUUCGUUUCAUUAUUACGAGAACUGCAUAUACGUAAGGAUCUAAAGUAAUAACCUACACACCCCUAGUCUAGAUUUUAGAAAGUUGUACAGAUUAUUUAUUUAUUUUUAUUUAUUUAUUCAUUUGUAGCACAUGAUUGCGAGCGUUGAAAAAAAUGGUCGCCACCAUGUAAACUUAAAUCCAUUGACGAUUAAAUGCCGUUCGAAA